AAAUAGAUUGAUUCAACACUAUUUUGGUCAGUUUUAGGAAGUUAUGUCAAAGAAAACACACCAACUUUCUUGACUUCCCCAACUCCAAACAUCUCACAUUCGGAACCCGUCCCAGGAUCCUCUGCUUCCCGCCCGUGACGUCAUACCCAAGAUGGCCGCCGCUCAGAGCUGAGAUGGCUUCGCGACAGCCCAACGACAGGGGUCAGAAUGGCCCCCCUUACGAGGGGUCGCCGCCGUUCAAGCGGCACCGCCUGCCCAGCCCGUCCUCCUCGGUACGAGUCCAGCCGCCGUACUCGAACGGUCCGGAGCAGAGCCGGUUCGUCCUGGGCACCAGUCAGUAUGCUACCCCGGUGUAUGCUGUGCACGGGCAGCGAACGCACCAUGGACAGGAGCUGUCCACUGUGAGCGAGUACCGAGCGUUACCGCAGGCCCGACCGCAGGACUACACGCCUCACUAUGCCCUGCCGCAGGGCCAGCCGCCCGGGCAGAUGCGCCGCCGACCCUCGCUUCUCUCCGAGUUCCAGGGUCAUCCCGCCAGCGGCGACAGGAUACCAGACUCCCGCCACAUGUACGAGCGUAGCCACGCCUCCUACCACCUGGGCCACCACGCCCAGUCGGAGCUGUCGGAGGCCCCGCAGCACAAGCGGCCACGCCUGGCCCCCCAGGAGGGCCACGAGGGGGCCAUGGCUCGGGGCGCGGCCCACGCCAUCAGCUCGGGGGCUGAGAUGGGGUACUCAUCGGACCAUCGGAGGGGUUCGGCACUUGUUCCUAAGCUCGAGGCAGUGUCACCCUCCCGACAGCCGUCCUGUGUUGAGGAGGGUGGAGGGAAGGACUCGCCCUCCAAACUGUCGAAGGAAGAGCUGCUCCAGUCCAUGGACAGGGUGGACAGGGAGAUCGCUAAGGUGGAGCAGCAAAUCAGCAAGCUGCAGAAGAAACAGGGUGAGCUGGAGGAGAAGGCUGCUAAGCCAGACGAGCCCGAGGAAGUGGACCUGGUGCCUGAACCCAAGGAGCCGCGCCACCAGAGCAUCGUGCAGAUCAUCUAUGCUGAGAACAGGAAAAAGGCAGAGGCUGCUCACAAGAUUCUGGAAGGACUUGGUCCAAAGAUCGACCUGCCUCUCUACAACCAGCCAUCGGACACACAGGUGUAUCAUGAUAACAUCAAGACGCACCAAGCCAUGAAGAAGAAGCUCCUGCUGUACUUCAAGAGAAGGCAUCACAUGAGGAAGUUAAGGGAGCGUUACCUGUGUCAGCGUUACGACCAGUUGUUCGAGGCCUGGGAGAAACGCCUGGAGCGAAUCGAGAAUGGAUACAAGAGGAAAGCGAAAGAUGCCAAGGUGCGCGAGUUUUAUGAGAAGAUGUUUCCUGAAAUUCGUAAGCAACGAGAGCAGCAGGAACGCUUCUCCAGGGCGCAUUCACCAUGUCCGAAUGCUGUGAGUUGGGAACAACCAACGAAUCAGCGCUCAAGUUUUCGCAGCAAGGUUCAAAGCGCAAAGAACGGUGAAAGGAGGACCGGCGCUCGUGGAAGCAGUUUUGCGGCAACAGUUGCCAGGAGCGAUGCGGAGAUGGCGGAAAUCAUGGACAGCCUCAGCGAACAGGAGAACAACGAGCGCCAGAUGCGGCAGCUGGCGGUUGUGCCCCCCAUGAUGUUUGACGAGGACCAGCGAAGGAUCAAGUUCAUCAACAAGAAUGGGCUGAUCAAGGACCCCAUGAAGGAGUACAAGGAACGCCAGCUCAUCAACACUUGGACCGAGGAGGAGAAGCAGAUCUUUAAGGAGAAGUUCAUCCAGCAUCCCAAGAACUUUGCUCUCAUCGCCUCAUACCUGGACAGGAAGAGUGUCUCCGACUGUGUGCUGUACUACUAUCAAAGCAAGAAGAAUGAAAACUACAAACAGCUGAUGAGAAAACAAGCCCUGAAGCGCAAGAGGCCCUUCGGAAAAGGACAGCUUCACAGAGAAGACAAAGAUAUGGACCAAGAUGAGAAAAGCAGGGACAAAGACGAUGAUGAUGACUCUGCUGAAGAUGAUGAGAGAGAGCGACCUGAGCGCACCACCUCAAAUGAUGUGCCUGACGACGGUUCCGUCACCAAGUGCGUCAUUUGUGGCGAGAUCAUCGACAACUACAGCGAGACGCGCCCGAUCACGCGGAAUCUGGCCGAGUUCUACGGUCUUACCGAGGAGGACAUGCGCCCUGCACAUCGCAUUUGCAGCAAGUGCCGUUGUCGCUCCGUGCGCAAACGGUAUGAACUUAGCUGCCCGGUUCCGACCUGUAAGACACCCAAGAGGAAGGUGAAGAGGCUGAAGACUCUGCCCACCAAACUGAACGAGAUGCCAGCAGAGCAAAAAGAACCAGUCAUGCAGGAGUUUGGUCUGACCGAGGAAAUCAACAAAUGUUGCGCCACCUGUUUCAACCGGAUCGCGCGCCGGCUGGGCGGGGAGCCGGGCACCGGGGACGAGGACGCCAAGGAAGCCCCAAGUGCGUCUGAGCAAGUGGAGACAUCCCGCUGGACGGAAGACGAAAUGGAAGUUGCGAAGCGAGGUCUGAGCGAGCACGGUCGGGACUGGGAGGCGAUAUCCGAGAUGGUGAUGACCAAGACGCCGGCACAGUGCAAGAACUUUUACUUCAACUACAAGCGCAAGUUCAGUCUGGAGACGCUGGUCAUGGAGUACAAACGGAACAAGGCUCAGCGGGAGCGUGACAUCUCCAUCUCUGCGGAGAGCGCGGCGUCCACCCUCACUGCCGAGUCAGAAAACGAGGCGGAGUCAGAGUCUUCCAGCGAUGAGGACAACACACAGGACAACGAGGAGGAGGACAGCUCUGACACUGAGAGCGCUUCCGAAGACGGCCGUGACGAUCCCAACAAGCAGUCUGCCGAGGCCAGCAAGCCCAAACUUGAGGUCAAGGCCACUGUCGCCAGGGAGGAGCCGCCAGAGAAGAAGGCUGCUGUGCCAACUCCCUCCCUACCACCGGAGCCUCUGCCUCAAGUUAAGGUUGAGAAGGACAAGCCAGCAGAAGUGAAGGCCCUGCCGGUACCUGUGGUGGAGAUAAAGGAAGAAGACAACGACAGCAGCGCGACGUGCAGCGCAGACGAAGGAGGGGGCGAGGGGGAGGGAGUGCCUCAUCAUAGCAGCGGCAGCUUCAGUAAGAGUUCUGCUGCAGCCGUGAGCACAGCUGACGUAAAGCCGAUCAUAUCCACCAGUAGUUCGUCCGCCAGUGGCGAGCGAACAGCAGGCGUGGUCUCGGCCGGGAAGACCGUACCACCGUCUGGUAUCGCAGCAACCUUCCCCGCAACGUUCAUCCCUCCUCCGAGCACAAUGGUCACAGGGCCGCACAGGCCUUCUCUUCAACAGAUGGUGGCAAGGCAUGCACAGAUACCAGGCAUGCCACAGCUGAUUGUGACAGCAGCCCAGGAGAGUCUGCUGAUGUACCCUCGCAUGGAUCCCAGGUCCCAGGAGCAAACUGUUACCACCAGCACCACCACUGUCAAGUCCUUCAUUGAUGCAGCCAUCGAACAGAACAUGGGCAUCCCUAGCCAAGCCCUCCGGGGGCACACCGUGUCGCUCACAGGGUUUGCGGAGUCUCGGGAGCAUGGGCGAGACCGCCCGAGGUCAAGCUCGCCCCACGUGCAGCGGUCGCCAAUCACGCCUCCAUCGCGCGCCCACAUCCCCGUCACGAGCCCGCUCACCAUCGACACGCGGAUUGGGGUGGUCAUGGGCCAGCGGAGCGAGGGCCAUGAGCACGAGAAAGAGCGAGCCACCGCGUCUGCGUCCCCGAGAGUCGGCCGCCUUGCUCCCCACGGGUUGGUCCCGGUGACAGAGGGAGUCCCUCACCAGUCCUCGAUGCCGGUGCAGAGCAAGCCAGGCCUUCCUCCUCCUCCUCCCCUCAUCUCGAAAUCCUCCUCCCCGAAAGGGAAGGGGCCGCAGAUGUCCCCCCAGUCGCAGCACCCAAUGUACCACACAGGUUCCAUCACCAGGGGGAUCCCCAUGUCGUACGCGAUCCAUCCCGGUGUUGUGCCACCGCCGCCUCCAUCAAGCAGGCAGGAGGCAUCGGAAGGGAGGAGGGGGGCGAACGAAGGCUCCAUCAUCCAUGGUACUCCGAGGAAACACGACGGCCUCCUCACGGCGGGAGAGCCAAGGAGAAUCGAGGGGUCGAUCACGAGAGGCACUCCCGUUGUGUCGUACGAGAGCAACAUAUCGCGGGUGACCAUGCAAGGCGAGGGGAUGCGGAAGUACCCGGUGGUCGAGGAAGUGAGUCCACGAGGCUCGAUCACGAAAGGAACUCCCUUGAGAGCGCCGGAGGAAGUUCCCGGCGCAUCCCCGCAUCCACAGUACGAGAGACGGGAGAAAACGGGGCAGGAGAUGUUCGAAGGGCUGAUCCAGCGUGCGAUCGCCGAACCCAACAAGCAGGAUCAAAGGGGACCUGUGCCUCCUCCAGGAACAGCUAUCUACCGCGACUCCAGGGGAGUUCCCAUCCACCCCUACACUGGUGUUCCCAUCGACUACCCAGUGUCGACAGUAUACGGUGGAGCAAUGAUGCGAGGGACACCCACAUCCCGAGCAGGAUCCAUCACACAAGGCACGCCGAUGCACCACUCUGAGGGUGUGAACAGAGCACUGCAGGUCGACACCCUGUCACGAUCGUCGCCCGGGAGAGCGGAGCAUCCUGCACACCCUGAGAGCAGACGCGAUGGGCCGUACAUCCAGGGGACCCCGGGUCGGUCCGACAGCCCGGCACGGCGGAGAAGCACUCCACUGAAGGACGAGAGUCCCUCGCCGAGAAUGGAGCCGUCCCUGUCGCGCAGCACGCCCACGGUUAUCCACGAGGGCGCUCUGAGGAUGGCGUACGACCGGGAGCGAUAUGAGGCUGCCCACCGCGCCGCCAUGGAAGCCAAGAAGUCUCCUGCUGAGAUGGACAAGCCGAUGAAAUCCCCUGCUGGAAAGCUGGAGCCUGGGUCCAUCACAAGGGGAACCCCGCUGUACCACGGGAGAGACCGCCCGCCAUCCUCCGGCCCUGACAUCGCCCGUAGCCCGCGUGAGAGCGCAAGCUCGGGAGCGAUCGACCUGACGCGCGAUUCGCCGGUGGACAUGUCGACGCGCCCCGGGCGAGAGCCUCACGGAGGCAUGCCGUACCAGGGAAGAACGCGGAAGUCCCCGCUACCCGGCUACGUGAGUCCGUACCAGGGGAUGGCCGAAACACGAGCGACGCUCAUGGCGGAUUUUCUCACCUCGCAGCAGAUGAGCGCGGCGCACGCCGAGCAGACCCGCUCGCGGGAACGGCCGGUCGAGUACCCUAAGGAGGCACGCCACUCUCCCCGCAGCCCGAGAGACAAGCGGUACUCGCCCCAACAGCACCGCCCGCCCAUGGAGCAUCCAGUCCACCACCCGGGCAUGUUCCCGCACCCCCCAGGGAUGGCCCCAGGGAUGAUCACCGACCCACAGGGAAGGGUCAUGUUCGUGUACCCGGGGAUGUUCCCCUACAUCACCGACGGAUCCUCCCUUAUGCAAAGGUCCAGUGCCAGCACCCCGCCGGUCUCAGUGGAGGGUUAUCAGUACCCGCUGUCCGCAUCCUGGCCUCAGAUCCGGCCAGGAAUGCCGGCACAGGUGAUUCCGGGGUACCCAGUCCCCCCGCAGCACUCACAGGUCAGCCGGCAGAACGUGAUCCAGCACAGCGCGGCCCACUUUGACAGCGGGGGAGGCGGCUCCAUCACGCAGGGCACCCCCAUCAAGCCUCCCGUGUCCGGUUCAGAGGUCACGUCCAGCACCUCGCGGCCAGGGGAGGGGCCUCGGAGCGCCAUGACUCCCCCGCGGUCAGCCAGCAGGAGCAGUGCCCCGCCCCAGUCUCCGGAGAAGGGCCACCAUGUGGUCCCUGGUUACCCCAUGAUGAUGGAGUCACAGCAGGACCGCAGGGAGAAGGGCCACCACGUGGUCCCCGGCUACCCCAUGAUGAUAGACGCGCAGCAGGACCGCAGGUCACACGUCCGCCGACCCUCGGAGCCCGAGCGACUUCCGCCCCAGGCCACCGUCCACCCGCAGAAACGAGCCGACCCACACUCCGCAGACAGGAAUCCUCGCGAGUCCCCGCUGAUGAAGUACAGACAGGAGAUGGUGCGCGCCGGGAGAGAGCCGCAAGAAGGGAGAAGCUCCCGUUCACACACUCCAGGCAGCACCGAGCAGCCGGCAAAAUCGCCCAUCACAUCUCCGUCGCAGAUCCUAUCGAUUUCGUUCGAGAAGGACAAGCCUCCCGAGCAGCCCCCGCCCCAGGGGGGCCAGGGUCCUCUUACAGCAGCCAACCUCAUCGACGCCAUCAUCACUCACCAGAUAAACUCGUCGGCCACGAUAUCGGGUGACAACAGGAAGGAGUCGUCAAAUGAUUCACAAGAAAGCGCCUCGCGUGGCCCUCCCCGGGGCCGUGUGUCCCCCGCGCCGCGCCCGAGCCAUACACCCCUGCAGGGGGAGGGUGGGCGUAUCCGUGCCCCCGUGUGGCAGCUUCCCGAGGCCGACCACGGGUCGUCGCGGGAACAACAGCAGAACCACGGGCGGAGGGAGAGCCAGGAGAGCUCGUCCCAGGAGGGUCCUCCCGGGAACCACUACGGGCCGGGGAGAAACACCGCCCACGCCGACAGCACCACUAACAGGGCGACGAAAGUGCAGCAGAUCACCCUGGGCGAGCACAUCUCAAAUAUCAUCCACCAAGACUACAGCCAGAGGCCUGGCCAGAACCCUAGCCCAGCGCCCAAUCCUUUACAUCGUCCGCAGUCGACCUCCAGCCUGAGCCGGUCCCCGGCGGCAAAGGAAAGGGAGGCGGCCAUGCAGAGGUCGAGGACUCCGGACGCGCGCUGCAGCUCCGACUCCUCCAGGAGCAACAUCGACGUGGAGCCGAUCUCUCCGCCAGCCGGCGACAGCCAGGACUCGCAGCCCGGCUCGGAGCAGUGGCAGCCGCGCCCGCAGGACGUCCCCCCCAGAAGCCAACAGCAGCAGCAGCCUCCGUACGGUCGUCCACCUCCCAGCGGGCCCGGCGCUGGCCAGGCUUGGGGUGGAGGGGCCAAACGUUCAUCCCCUAGAGUCGGCACCAACCUGGAGGACAUCAUCCGCAAGGCUCUGAUGGGAGAUGAUGAGGAGAAUGAGGGGGAUCCUCCUCCUCAGCAGCAACAGCAGCCCAGGCCGAGCUCCACCCACUCCUACGGGCAGCAGAUCCACCAGGUCUCCUCUGCGUCAUCCCCGAGGGACGGCUCGAUGCAGAGCCGCAUCCUGCGCCAGCGCAACGACAGCGAGACGGAGACCGAGUCGGAAACGGAGACCAAAGAGGCCCCCGUGGCAGACCGGAGCCGGUCGCCACGCAGCUACCCUCCGAAGAAGAAGCACACCAUGUCCGAGGUGGCUUCCCCGCGCGGCCGCCCGGAUAUGCCUGGUCCACCAGACAUGUCAGCGGCGCAGAAAGCGGAGAUGGGAGCAGGCGGGCGGUUGCCGUCCACAGGCAGUGAACGCUCCAGGCUAUCCAGCGCAGCCACGCCUCCUCGGUCCAGCCCUCGCCCUUCCUCCGCCGACGCACCGAGCGCGUCCUAUCCCUUCUCGGCGCUCUUCCUGAGGGGAUCCAUGGGCCCGUCCUCAUCCCCUCUCCCUCCAACCUCCUCCGCAACACAACAGGGUCUGCCCCCGACGUCCGGUGGCGAGAUCGCCCACGAAGCCGCGCAGAGGACAGCCCCGUCCCCGGCCACCUCAGCCCGACACGACGGCGAGCCGGCGCCUCUGUUGUCAUCCCAGUACGAGCCUCUGUCCGACACCGAUGAGGAAUCAUGAACUGGCAUGAAAGACCACGCCAAUCUAUAGUUUCCUGGUUCUCGAAUGUUAGAAUAUAGAAUAGAAUUUCAAAACGAAAAAAAAAAAAGAGUCGUAGGAAAAAGUCUUUAGCUUCGUUUCUGCCAGGAUAUGAAUACGACUUGUUGUGUUAUCCAGUAUUUGAUUGUAAAGUAAUGCUGCGGUGGUCCCAGACACUCAGUAUCAAUUCAUGAUUUCUCUGGUCUACGAAGACCACUGUUGUCUGGAAUGACAUCGACACGUUCAAGAUGCCCAUACCACCGGAGUCGGCAUGAUCAAAGCACUUUGGUGGCAUUCUAAAAAAAAAUCAGAUUUAAGUAAACGUUUUCAGACGGCUUAGGUUAUCUUCUUGUCCUUUUACCGAAUUUGACCAGGAGGACCAGGAAUAUAAAUUGGUGUGGCCUUAAAGUAGAUAUUGACCUUUGUGGCUCUUAGAUAAUGUCCAGUUUAAUAGAAAAUAGGGGAAAGAAAAAAUAAACAUGCUACUUAUUAUUGUACCAACAUUAUGCUGUAUAUUUUUAAGCUUUACUAUAUAUAUCUAUAUAUAAGAGUGUAUUUGUAGUACAUAACUAACAUUUGUAUUGCGUGUUGCUGACUUAUUAAGGUAUCUACUACUAGUUAACUAUGUGAAUAAAAUGAAUCAAUCUUUGUUCAAAAGGAAAAUGCACCACGUAAAUUUUGAAUAGAAAGGGUGGUCAGAAAAUUUUUUUUGUCUUGGUGCGUAUCGCUGUGAAACCUCGAUGACCUGAGCGGAGUGCAAAGAAUACAGGGUCGGAGUUACUACCAUGUAGAUGUAAAUAAGAGAAAGCCAUAGUAUUGAUUGUGCAUUUUAUGGUCAGUUGACGGUUAAGCUGUCGGUAUAUUCGCGAUGUAUUUUGAUUCGGUUAAGUGGCAAUUUCUGCACUUGGAAGAUUUGGAACAGUGUAGUUGGUGAGUCUUUCAAAACAUUUUCAGCAGUGGUUCGGUUAAAUGGAAACACAAAUCCACCUCCCAUGUUAGGAGAUUGAAGAUUAAGCCCAUAGAAUUUUCUCACAUUUUACCAUUUUCCGAAUCACUUGUAUGACGAGCAUUUGAGCAGAUAUGAUACAACGGCCAGUGCCCAGAAAUUCAUUCGGGCUAUUGUGGUCGACUGUACAGAAAUGUAAAAAUACGGCAAAUUAAAGAAAAAAAAUCAACUCAGCAUUUUUCAGAACCUAUUAUAAGUCGCACCUCUAGAAAUGACGAAGCUUUGCAUUGAUCUAUAGAAAAUCCUGUGAACUCGGUCUGUAAGCAAGGUUAUUGACAUUUAUGUACAUGAUUUAUACCUAAUAAUAGUAUACAAUAUUGCCAUCCUGUUAAAUGAUUGGAUCAACUUUCAAAAACCUAAGUCGAAUAGUUGUCAAUUAACUGUUGUGCUGCAAGAAUUAAAUUUGAUUUUACCGCAAGUCUACAAUUCAAGACAAAUGUUUGAAAACCCUGUAUUCGCUCUAUACACAUUUGUUUAAAUGGUAAAAACUACAUUGUACUUUUUGGCUGCUUAAAUGAAGUAUUUAUGUAUUAGUCUAGUUUAUCACAAUUGGCUUGUAAAUGAGCAAACUAAUUAGGUAAGUUUGUAGGUCACUUUUCAAGAAAAUGGUAAAACUGUGUAAUCGUGUAGCUUACAGACUACAGAUAGUCUCUAAUCAUUUAUAUGUACUGUCCUUAUAUAUAGCUGGCCAAAUCGUAGUGCCAAUGCGUUAACUUGGUGUAUUUUUGAAGGCUAUGGGAUGUCACUGCACCAACCGUCAACUGUUUUAGGUUGACGAUUUCUCCUUAAUUCUAUCCUUAAUCAUUAGUAUACAGUUACAGUAGAAGCCAGUUAAUUGCACAACGGAUUAACGCACACUUCUGUUAACUGCACGGAAUCCCCAAAUCCCAAACCAGUGCGGUCCAGCUGAAUAACUUCGCAUAAUUGCACCAGCCGGAUAACUGCACGAAAUUCACUGACAAAUAGACCGUGCAAUUAAGCAGCUUCUACUGUACUGAUAUUUGUCUCUUAUCUAGUGCAUUGUUUAAAAGCUGUUGCUCAGCUAAGGCGCAAUGGUUUGAUUUCAUGAUUCUCGGUUUUGCCAAGCAAGGAAAAUAUACAUACAGACAUCCUGUGAUGCUCCUGUACCACAGGAGCCUGUUGGAUAGUAUUUCAAAAUUAUUAGGAAGACAAAUAUUUUCUUCAGUUGGUGGUGCCAAUAUAUUAUCGUUUUUGUGCUGAUACAUGUCUUAAAACGUACACUUGCUGUUUUUCGUCAAAACAAAAAAUAAAACAAGGCAAAUCCGAGCGGCAAGAAUUGAGUUAUUGUGGCCACUGCUUAUCAUACUUGUAUCAAAGGUAUUUUGUGAUAAUGUGAACAUUGACAAACACUUCCAAUGUAGCGAGCACUAUGUUCUCUGGUGUGUUUUCAAUUAUUGUUCAAUAUUUACGUGCACAUUAAGCACUGACCAAGUCACUGCCAGUAAUUGCUAUAAGGUCGUGUAAAGUUCCUUGCUUUAAAUUAAGUACAAGCAUAUAUAAAGCGAUAGUAACCCAUUGCUUUUCCGUUUAUUUUUGCGGAUUUCCUCCGUUUUAAAAGUAGCAUGAUCUUUGUAUAACCACUACGUAUUUGCUGUGUUUAAUUUUAUCACUUCUAUUAGAAUUAUGAAAGUUAACCAGGGGUAUUUUGGUGAGUGCACGUGUUGAAACGUGCGGAAUACGAAUUGUCUGAAACACCCAAUUUUUCACGACCAUCUAUUUAAUGUACGUGGUGCCUUGCAAAUUGCUUCGUGUAUAAAAUGUCUUCGUGAUCUCUGUAUCUCUAAAAUCGGUGUGGAAUUUUGAGAAGACCACUUCCGUGGAAUGACAGUUGGUCAUACAAAAAUAAAAAUGUAUAUGGACGAAAUUAUGUCAACUCAUGUGACAUGUAUACAACGACUACGCUUUAAACACAUUGUGGUUUGUUUAGUUAAUUGUUAUCUUACAAAUGUAGGUGCUUCUUUGCUUGUAAAGAUACAACAAUGACUGCUUUCGUGUAUCCCUGUAACGUCACAUUGGAACAAUGUUGAAUAUAGAAGCUUGUCAACACU
This is a messenger RNA of Branchiostoma floridae (Florida lancelet), 10886 nucleotides long. RefSeq names its product nuclear receptor corepressor 1-like. Gene Ontology annotation, biological process: negative regulation of transcription by RNA polymerase II. The record is from RefSeq and is a predicted model, not a curated record. Lineage: Eukaryota; Metazoa; Chordata; Leptocardii; Amphioxiformes; Branchiostomatidae. The coding region runs from base 174 to 7793 and encodes 2539 amino acids. Gene Ontology annotation, molecular function: transcription corepressor activity. The transcript has 33 exons.